Messenger RNA from Perkinsus marinus ATCC 50983, 1664 nucleotides. Its product is annotated as conserved BRCA1 domain protein, putative. The transcript is spliced from 6 exons. NCBI's taxonomy places the organism in Eukaryota, Perkinsozoa, Perkinsida, Perkinsidae. Gene Ontology annotation, cellular component: nucleolus; PeBoW complex. Gene Ontology annotation, biological process: maturation of LSU-rRNA from tricistronic rRNA transcript (SSU-rRNA, 5.8S rRNA, LSU-rRNA); ribosome biogenesis. Gene Ontology annotation, molecular function: RNA binding. Bases 39 to 1616 code for a protein of 525 amino acids. The record is from RefSeq and is a predicted model, not a curated record.
UCGUUGCUCCAGCUUUUCCCUGUAUAUAAGCUUCCAUUAUGGUGAAACGUAUGAAGGCCGGCAAGAAGGGCUCUUCUGCUCACUACAUCACUCGGGCUCAAGCUUUAAAACGACUUCAACUUUCCUUGCAGGAAUUUCGAAGAUUGUGUAUUCUUAAAGGAGUCUACCCGAGGGAACCCAAGAGGAAACUACAAGGCGCCGAUAAGACGUAUUACCACAUCAAGGACAUCACUUUCCUCAUGCAAGACCCUCUGGUUAACACUUCGUAUUCGACCCAAGCCUACCUCAAGAAGCAUAGGAGGAUGAUGGCGAGGAAGGACUACAAGCGAGGACGGACCUUGGAGAGGUUUCAUAAGCCUAAGCAAGAUCUAAGUCAUCUCAUCAAGGAGCGGUACCCGACUUUUGACGCGGCCCUUCGCGAUCUUGAUGAUUGCGUCGCUUCGCUGGCGAUGUUCGCCCACCUUCCAGCAGAUCAGUUGAAAAGGAUCAAGCCGGAACAAGUUGCGGAAGCUCGCAAGCUCUACGAUGAGUUUCUUUUCUAUGUCAUUCACACUGGCCGAUUAACCAAGGUCUUUGCUUCGAUCAAGGGGUAUUACUUCGAGGCUCAACUGCCCUACGGCGCUGUGGUGUGUUGGUUGCAACCGCAUAAUUUCGCUCCGCGUUUCCCAGCAGAAGUUGAUAUGAAUGUCCUCAACACGUUUGGCGAAUGGUACCGCACCUUGCUGAGGUUUGUCAACUUCAAACUGUACAAGGAAGUAGGCUGGCGCUAUCCCCCGACUCACGCCCCGAUGGCCGAUGAACGUGAAGACACUUCUAGUACUAGUCUGGCCACCAUUAAAGUCGACAAGGCUCCUCGCACCAUGACAGAGGGUGACCAAACGAACGGCAAGGAAGGAAUAUUCAAGGGCCUGGUCUUCUGGAUCUCCCGUGAAGUUGCUUUAGCUCCUAUCUAUACCGUUCUGGUCGCUGGGGGCGCUCAAGUGAAAUGGCUUAGGGAAAAUAUGAACGAUGAUGAUAUCACACACUGUGUGAUCGAUCGACCUAUGGUUCCUGAGGGCUUUGCUGAGGAUCACGAUAGAGAUAUAGUACAGCCACAAUGGGUUUUGGAUUCUUUCAAUGAAGGAGUUCUACUACCUGUGGGCGAAUAUGCAUUAGGGAAGGACCUUCCUCCUCAUUUAUCGCCGUUCGUUGAUGAUGAUGGUGACGGAUAUGUUCCCGACCGGAGGAAAAUCUUGGAUGAUAUUGUUGGCACUAUGGCGGGUAAGAAGAACUCUCAGGGUUUGCUCAAGGCCACUGCUGAUGUUAUGAAUAUGACGGAUGAGGUUGAUGACCGUUUGGCUGAGCGAGACUACUUACGUGAAGUGAAAUCAGAGAUGCGGUCGAAGGAAACCGCGGAGAGAAUCAGCGAGGCCGAACAGAAGGCUGAGAGGGAGAAGGAGUUGGCGAAGCGAGCUGAGGAGAAGGCUCAGGAGAAGAUGGAAUUACAGAAGAGUAUGUUGAGCAAGAAACACGCCAAGUUGUUGUCUAGGAUUGAGUUCGGGAAGGCUACACGUGACCAGAAAGCGGCUAAGUUGAUUCAGAAGAAGAAGGAAGCGAAAAAUAAGGCCGGAAAAUGAUUGGAAGCUGUUCGCUAUCAUAAACGUCUCUCAUACGGUUCCUAUAAC